Plasmodium malariae is the source of this 1617-nucleotide messenger RNA. RefSeq names its product tyrosine--tRNA ligase, putative. Gene Ontology annotation, cellular component: mitochondrion; cytosol. The coding region runs from base 1 to 1617 and encodes 538 amino acids. Gene Ontology annotation, biological process: tyrosyl-tRNA aminoacylation. The record is from RefSeq and is a predicted model, not a curated record. Gene Ontology annotation, molecular function: RNA binding; ATP binding; tyrosine-tRNA ligase activity. The transcript has a single exon. NCBI's taxonomy places the organism in Eukaryota, Apicomplexa, Aconoidasida, Haemosporida, Plasmodiidae.
AUGAUGAUAAGCACGUGUAUUACUCUGCUCCAAAUUAUUAUACUUUUUGGUGGGCCUGAACAUGCAAGAGGUUAUAAAAGGUGUGCGCUGCAUUGCUUUAGUAACAGAAUUCAAGAAGACAAAGUAGGGGAGUAUGAAGUAAAAUCGAAGGCCUUAAAAAAGCUGUAUGAAAGAAAAUUAAUUCAUUAUGUGAGUGAUAUAAAAAAUAUUGAUAGAAUACUGUACGAAAAUGAAAAGGAAAAAGAAAAAAAAAAUAGAAAAUCUGUGUAUGUUGGGAUAGAUUUAAAUUGUAAAUAUUUACAUAUAGGUAAUUUAAUACCUCUAAUUACGUUAGGUAUUUUACGAAAUAAUAAUACAAACAUAAUAAUAUUAUUAGGUAGUAGUACAACAAAAAUAGGAGAUCCUUCAUUUCAAAAUGUAGAAAGAAAAAGAACAGUAGAUGAAGAAAUUUAUGAAAAUGAAAAGAAUAUAAGAAGUAAUAUUAUUCGUUUAUUUCUUCAAAAAGAAAUGAAUGAAAAAAAAUUAAAUGAAAUUAUUGAAAGAAGUAAUAAUGUGUUUGAAGAUAACGAAUUUAUAUACGAAUCAGACACAAAAGGCUCAUUAAUAAUUUUAAAAAAUAGUUUAUGGUAUAAUAAAAUAAAUAUUAUUGAUUUUUUAAAAUAUGGAGAAUAUUUUUCUAUUAACAAAUUAUUAAGAAAAGAAUGUUUUCUGAAUAAGUCAUGCAAAAAUUUGACAUUAAAAGAUAUGAAUUACGUAACAUUACAGUCUUAUGAUUUCUUGUAUUUAUUUCAAAAGUAUCAAACGUUAAUUCAGGUAGGUGGAUCUGAUCAAUGGGGAAAUAUACAGUCCGGCAUUGAACUUUGUCAAAAUAUUUUUAACAAACAGUUAUAUGGAUUGACAACUAAUUUAUUAAUACAUAAAAACAACAAUAAAUAUAGUAAAUCAUUAUUUAAUGAAAAUAGGAAAUUACCCAUAUGGGUUGAUAAAAAUUUUAAUCCUCCUUAUUUAUUUUGGAAUUUUUUAAGAAAUAUAGAUGAUGUAAAAUUGCAAUCUUACAUUGAUAUGUUAACGAAUUUAAAUAUGAAUAUACAUGAACAAGUCAUAAUUAAUAGGAGGUGUAGUUAUACUCAUAAAGUAGUAAAUGAUAGUGUGAGUGUAAAUAGGAAGGUAGAUGAAAGAAAUAUGCAAAGUAUUUACGACGAGCAAAUUAACAAGGCAAAAACACAACUUGCAAAUAGUGUUACAUCAUAUGUAUAUGGAGAAGAAGUUGUAAAUAAAAUACAUAAAAUGAACAAAAUGAUGAAGUAUCAAGAAUUUGAUAAAAUUGAAAAUGUAGAUGAUUUAAAAAUAUUUCCAUUUAUUGAAAUUAAUACUAACGAUUUAAAUAAUAACAAAAUAAAUAUUAUUCACGUGUUAAGAAAUUUGGAAAUUGCAAAUACAAAUAAAGAAGCAAAAGAAAAAAUUGGUCAGAAAUGCUUAUAUUUAAAUAAAUUACUUAUAGACGAUCCAAAAUUUCUUCUAAGUAUUGAAAAUUUUGUACAAGUGAAGAAUAAUAGUAGUUAUUAUGCAAUACUGAGAUUAGGAAAAAAGACAUGUUACUCCAUAAUUGUUAAGUGA